Messenger RNA from Cephus cinctus (wheat stem sawfly), 2303 nucleotides. Its product is annotated as protein I'm not dead yet. Bases 528 to 2270 code for a protein of 580 amino acids. NCBI's taxonomy places the organism in Eukaryota, Metazoa, Arthropoda, Insecta, Hymenoptera, Cephidae. The record is from RefSeq and is a predicted model, not a curated record. Gene Ontology annotation, biological process: citrate transport; monoatomic anion transmembrane transport. Gene Ontology annotation, molecular function: citrate transmembrane transporter activity; succinate transmembrane transporter activity. The transcript has 9 exons. Gene Ontology annotation, cellular component: membrane.
UUUAUACAGACGCAUACAUACCUGGCAUCUAUAUCUACCUGCCACCCUUCGAAUCCACCUACAGCAACCCUUCUGUGUAUAUGCACUAUCACGUAUCAAUCCCUUCCAACCUUCUAACCAGUUUUCAAUACACCCCUAUUUUUUAUCACUCACUGAAUCACCCCUUAUAUUUAACUUCCCCUUACUUUCCUUUCCGUCAUCCUGAAGGAGCAUCAACUUUAUUUCCCGUGAGUCAUGCUAAAAAUAUAUCCCUCCACUUCAUUACCUACCCUUGCGUCGGAUUUAUCCCUUCAGGCACUUGGGAAUUAGGGUUGAAUGACGGAUAGCUCUCUUCCGGUGAUGCGGUGUACAAUGAUUUCACGAAAGAAAAGUGAUAAUAUAGAUAUUGAUCUUACCACCUGUAGCUCUGAGAUUGAUCUCAACAUGGUGAGGGAUGAUUCUGAAAUAUUUAUAAUAAACAUCUUUUAUUUAUCACGUUCGUAAGUUAGGGUUACUACUUUGUACGUGUAACAGGUAUAAUUAAAGGUAUGACGGAGGAAAAUGAUGGAGAAAUCAAUGAAAUUGUACAAGAAGAAGAAACAAAUAUUUCACCGCCACUUACCAUUCUUGAGCGAAUCAAGAUUUUCCUUCGAUGUUACUGGAAAACGAUCAUUUUGAUCGUUACACCAAUCGCUCUGAUACCACUGCUGGUAACGUCCAAUCGACCGGAAUCAAGAUGCGCUUUUGUAAUAAUAAUAAUGGCCGUCUAUUGGGUAACGGAGUGUCUUCCAAUGCCAAUUACAUCGCUCAUUCCUCUAAUCUUGUUUCCGGUAUUUGGUAUAAUGAGUACCAGUAAAACCUGUGGCUGUUACAUGAACGAUACCAUUAUGGUGUUUAUCGGUGGUCUGAUAAUGGCGCUCGCUAUCGAGCACUGUAAUUUGCACAUGAGAAUUGCACUUGGAGUAAUGAAAUAUGUCGGAUGCAGUCAUAGCAAAUUGCUCGGUGGUCUCUGUACAGUAACCAUGUUCAUAUCAAUGUGGAUUUCAAACACAGCAGCAACCGCCAUGAUGGUUCCCAUUGUUCACGCGAUUCUUUACGAAUUGGAAAAGGAAGGAUUUGGUGAUAUGUUCAUUGAGAUACCAGAUCCUGAAAACCCUGGGAAGAAACCAGAAAAAAGACCUACAAAAAUUACAAAGGCUUAUUACAUGAGUGCGGCUUACUGCUCUUCAAUUGGGGGUACCGGUACUCUUGUUGGUACUGGUACCAAUCUUACCUUCAAGGGAAUAUUUGAAAGCACUUUUCCAGAGAGCCCAGGGGUUAAUUUUACCCUUUGGCUAGCGGCUUCUUUUCCGCAGAUGAUCAUAAACACUUUCCUUACUUGGUUAUACCUUCAGAUAAUGUAUUUUGGUAUGUUUAGACCUAACAGUAAUGAUGCUAAAUCUGCUACGAUUGGUAAAGAAGGAGAAAUGAUAGCGAAUCAAGUAAUAGAAGAGAAAUAUAAGGCUCUAGGUAAAAUUACGUUUCAUGAAGCUUCCACUGCUACACUCUUUGUUGUUUGCAUUCUUUUAUGGUUGUUCAGAAAACCAGACUUUGUACGUGGAUGGUCAGAAGUCAUCACGGAUACAGAAAUCAAGGAUUCAUUGCCUGUUCUGUUUAUCGCUAUUUUAAUGUUCAUCAUACCCAAGAAACCCACGUGUAUCUAUGCGUGUAAUCCGAACCCUAGUGAGGGACUAGUAAAAUCUAGUGAGGGUCUUGUCAACUGGAAAAUAAUUCAGAACAAGAUGCCUUGGGGUCUGAUGUUCCUAUUGGGCGGUGGCUUCGCUAUUUCCCAAGGGAGUAACGCGUCCUGUUUGUCAAAACGAAUAGGAGAUUCCUUGGAGCCAUUGAAGAAUUUACCACCAUUGUUGAUACUAUGUAUCGUUUGUAUUUCUGCCAAUACAAUGACAGAAUUUACGUCUAACGCAGGAGUCGCUAAUAUUAUUUUACCAGUCGUUGCACAAAUGAGUGUCGCUAUUAAGAUUCAUCCUAUGUAUUUCAUGAUUCCAGUUACACUGUCUUGUUCUUAUGGAUUUAGAUUACCGGUUGCUACACCACCUAAUGCAAUUGUUUGUGCUGCUGGAAAUAUUAGUACCAAAAGUUUAAUUCUUGGUGGUUGUAUCCCUGUGGUGUACACCUUUAUUGUUAUUAUUGUGUUAUUUCUAACUUAUGGAAAACUUAUUUAUGAUCUCGAUGAGUUCCCUUCAUGGGCUAAAAGCCCUAAGGGAGGUGAAGGUAAUUCUAUGUGUGAUUGAGGAUUUUAUAAAAAGUUUAUGAAACCUUUGAUU